Cavenderia fasciculata is the source of this 1251-nucleotide messenger RNA. RefSeq lists its product as uncharacterized. The coding region runs from base 1 to 1251 and encodes 416 amino acids. NCBI's taxonomy places the organism in Eukaryota, Evosea, Eumycetozoa, Acytosteliales, Cavenderiaceae. The record is from RefSeq and is a predicted model, not a curated record. The transcript has 4 exons.
AUGACUACAGCAAUAGAACAAUCAAUAGAACCAGGACCAAUUGAAUUCAAAGACUAUGUGAUCAUUGCAAACAAGCUACCUCAUCCAAUAGUAGCAUUUCUAAAUACAGAGGGACCGCCUCUAGAGUUUGUCGAUGGCGGUACUACACUACUGAACCCAUCCUCUGAUAAACAAGCAAUCAAACAAUUGGAACAAGGAUAUCUUCCACACUCUUCACGUUUCUACGUUGGCAAGGGGAAAGGAUACACUCAAAUAUUUGUACCCACCGGUGAAGGUGCCACCAAAAACUAUCUGCUCAUUGCAAACAGAACAAUCGAUGCAGGCUACAAAUUCACAGUUCUUCAAACACACUUGGACGUAAUGCUACAAACAAAUGAUCGACGUUAUGACAAGGAUUUUCAACCAAUAGCUCUUUUAAAUUAUAAUACUGGUGGUGGUUCGACGCAGCCCAAAACAACAACAACAACUCCGUUCAACCCACAAGACUAUAAAGAAAUUCAACAAAUCAUUUCAAAUGAUCCAACCCCUACCCUUGCACGUACACCAGCAUCCAGUGGACAUCAAUUAAUAUGUAAUAAUAAUAAUAAUAAUAAUAAUAAUAAUAAUAAUAAUAAUAGAGUUCCUAUUAAUUUGAUUCAAAACUAUUUACCACAUCCUAUUAAAAUCUUUGUCAGUACUGAGUGUGUUGGUGAGGAGAUUUGGAAUGAUCUGAAAACUUGUGUUGUAAAGGUGAGAUAUAUACAAAAGAGAGAGAGAGAGAGAAUGGAACCAGAAACAUCAAUCACAACAGGAGGAAAUUCUAUUCCGAAUAAAUUGAUAGUCAAAAACUAUUUACCACAUUCUGUACGUCUCUUUGUCUGUACUGAGCGGGUACCACUUAAAAUCGCUCUCGAUGGUACUAUUUCCAAUGAUCAGGAUACUACAACAGAUUCACAAAACAUCGCAAGCAGAGAUCCAGAUCCAACUAUCAAACCAAGAUCAGGAGAGUUCUUGAUUGGUACGACCAAAGAGUAUGCGCAUUUGCAAGCAUUUGUUUCAUUCAACGGCGGCUACAUUCACUUGCUUACGAGAAGAUUAGAGUCUGGAAUCACUUUCUCCAUUCUUAGCAAGCAUUUCAAUGCCGUCAUGCAGAGUCCUUACCACCUUUACAACAACAUAUUUCAGAUCAUUAUACCAAAUGUCACACCCUUGCUCACCAACACAUUAACACCAUAUGUUGAUGAACCUGAUCAAGAUCAACAAAAACAUUAA